UUUAAACUCAAGUCGAACUUCGACUUUCGGGUUGUUAACGAAGCUUUGUCAUUCAUGUUUUAGUCCUUCUGAGAUAACAUGGACAUCUCACACCUCCUCUUUCCCCUUCUCUUCCUCCUCUUCACCCACAUCUCUGCACUCAAUGAUUGCCCGGCUUCCGAUUGUGGCGGUGACGACAGCUUCCCAAUCCGAUUCCCUUUCCGGUUAGUACCCAAACAACCCAAAAACUGCGGUUUCCCGGGCUUCAACCUGGCCUGCAACAGCCACGGUCAAACAACUCUAAAACUUCCAAACUCCGGCGACUUUUUCGUCAGACGAAUCAGCUAUGCCACACAAGAAAUCCAACUUUUCGACCCCGAAAAAUGCCUCCCUCGAAGGCUUCUAACCCUCAAUCUCUCGGGCUCUCCUUUUGUUACUCCCACGUACCAGAACUACACCUUCCUCAGCUGCCCGGCUUCGUUCACCAAGUCGAGGUUCACUCCCAUUGACUGCCUCAGCAACUCCACCACCUCGGUUCUGGCCACCCCUUCCGCCACCCUGGCGAAUUCGAUGUCCGCCACGUGCCAGAUUGUUGACACAUUGGAGGUUCCGGUUUGCGGGCAGGUUCAGACGGAGGACGGAUUCUCAACCAACCUUGACUGGGAUCUUAGUUUGACUUGGUAUGAGCCUUCUUGCAGUAGUUGUGAGGUGGAAGGUGGCAUUUGUGGAUUUAUCAGCAACACCACCCAAGAACUCGGUUGCACCUUCAAUUCAACAGCAGGAGGAUCAAGCUAUGGUUUAUAUGUUUUCAGGAUCAUUUGCUUGUCCAUCACGGUACCAGCCACCGCAUGCGCAGUUGUGAUUGGCUGCUUUGCUUGUAUCAGUGGCAGGGGUAAUGCUGCACAGCGAAGGUCCACCGCGGUUAAUGCAGAAUCGCCACCACAACCCCCCGCCGUUGUAACAGUUGGUUUGGAUCAGACAACCAUUGAAUCCUACCAGAUGCUAGUUCUUGGGGAGAGUAAGCGCCUUCCGGGACACAACGAUACCACCUGCGCUAUAUGCUUGUCGGAGUAUCUCACCAAAGAGACGGUGAGAUGCAUACCAGAAUGCAAACACUGCUUCCAUGCUGAUUGUAUUGAUGAGUGGCUGAAACUGAACAGUUCAUGCCCAGUUUGCCGGAACAACCCGUCCCCGGCUCAUGUCAACUCAACGUCCCCGGCUCACGUCAACUCAACGUCUCCGGCUCACGUUGACUCAAACAAUGUCUGAAAUUUCUCUCCUUUUUGUG
Malus domestica (apple) is the source of this 1267-nucleotide messenger RNA. Its product is annotated as putative RING-H2 finger protein ATL21A. Gene Ontology annotation, molecular function: polysaccharide binding. Lineage: Eukaryota; Viridiplantae; Streptophyta; Magnoliopsida; Rosales; Rosaceae. The record is from RefSeq and is a predicted model, not a curated record.